Capsella rubella is the source of this 1307-nucleotide messenger RNA. Its product is annotated as SNF1-related protein kinase regulatory subunit beta-1. NCBI's taxonomy places the organism in Eukaryota, Viridiplantae, Streptophyta, Magnoliopsida, Brassicales, Brassicaceae. Gene Ontology annotation, molecular function: protein binding. Bases 86 to 1054 code for a protein of 322 amino acids. The record is from RefSeq and is a predicted model, not a curated record. The transcript has 5 exons.
UUCUUUCUCUCUCUCUCUCUCCUCUUCUUCUUCUUCGUCUCUCUCUCUCCCUGACUCUCUCACUUCUCUGAUUUGGGGUUUUCAGAUGGGAAAUGCAAACGGAAAAGAAGACGACGCCGCCGCCGCCGCUAGCGGUGGUGCAGAUGUCACCUCAUCUUCAGCGAGAUCCAACGGCGGCGAUCCUUCUGCACGCAGUCGCCAUCGUCGUCCUUCCUCAGACUCUAUGACCAGUUCUCCUCCCGGAAGUCCCGCUCGAUCUCCUUCUCCUUUCUUAUUCGCUCCUCAGCGCACAUUGUUAAUCCACCUUACAUCUUACAGCAUAUGCUCACCUAUGCGUCACCUCUUCAAUUGUUUAGGCAUAACAUGUAUACCUAAUGGUUGCAUUUCGUGUCAGAUGGUUCCUGUGGCUCCACUGCAGAGGGCAAACGCCUCUCCUUCUCCUAAUAACAUCCAAUGGAACCAAUCUCAAAGAGUUUUUGAUUAUCCCACAGAGCAAGGAAUCCCAACCAUCAUUACAUGGAACCAGGGAGGUAAUGAUGUGGAGGUGGAAGGAUCAUGGGACAAUUGGAGAUCAAGGAAGAAGCUACAGAAGUCUGGAAAAGACCACUCAAUUCUAUUUGUUCUCCCAUCUGGGAUAUACCACUACAAGGUGAUUGUCGACGGUGAAUCCAAAUACAUCCCAGAUUUACCCUUUGUAUCAGAUGAAAUGGGCAAUGUCUGUAACAUUCUCGAUGUUCAUAACUUUGUGCCAGAAAACCCAGAAAGCAUAGUGGAGUUUGAUGCGCCACCGUCACCUGAUCAUAGCUACGGUCAAACCCUUCCAGCAGCAGAAGAUUACGCGAAAGAGCCACUGGUGGUGCCACCUCAGCUUCAUCUAACGCUUCUUGGCACAACGGAAGAAACAGCCGUAGCCACAAAGCCUCAACAUGUGGUGCUUAACCAUGUGUUCAUAGAGCAAGGAUGGACUCCUCAAUCCAUUGUAGCGUUGGGUUUAACACACAGGUUCGAGUCUAAGUACAUAACUGUUGUCCUCUACAAACCGCUCACACGGUAACCCUAAAACCCAAAUCCAAUGCGACAUUGUUCUCUCUUUUUAAUCUCUCAAUUAUGUGAAACUUGGUCUUUGUUCAUAGUGAGUGCCCAACUUUGAGUUUAUUGACCUCUGUCUUACCUGGUUUGGUGGUGCUUAUGUACAAAGCUUCUCAUUGUAACAAAGAAAAAAAUAAAACUGCGAUUUUUCUUGUUCCCUGCAAAAAACUGUAAAAUACGUUCCUUCGUUAAUAAUGGUUACAACAAGCUUAUCUGCU